Messenger RNA from Rotaria sordida, 846 nucleotides. NCBI's taxonomy places the organism in Eukaryota, Metazoa, Rotifera, Eurotatoria, Philodinida, Philodinidae. The record is from the annotation of a GenBank genome assembly.
AUGGCUCGAAUAAAAAGUUUAAUUUCACCCAAAUUUUCACAAUUUGCUAAUGAUUAUGAUGUUUAUGUUGAUUAUGGAAAAGGACGACCAAUUAAAAUGAAUAAUAAUGAGGCAACAUUUAUAGAUGUAGAACAAUUUCUUAUUGAUCAAAAUCGUUUAUCAAAAUUGAUUAAUAAUAAAAAACCGAACGAAGUUCUGGCAACAAAUGUAACUAAUAGAAACAAAACAAGUAUCAGGAAUAGUAACAUAUACGAUUCAACAAAAAAUAAUGGAAAACUUUCAACACAUAAAAUUGGUCAUUAUUCAAAUUUUCGUAAAUAUAGCGAAGAAAAGACAAAUCAUAAUUAUUCAUCAGUACCUACACUUAAUCAUCUAUAUCAAAACUCAUCAUCAGCUCGAAUCGAACCAACAAUAAUCUAUGAUGAAACUUGGUUAUCGAACAAACAAUAUAAUAAACGUGUAGCUGCAUUUAUUGAUCAUAUAAAUAUAAAAUUUACUAAUAAAAAUACAGAAAUAUCUAAUGAACGUAAAUUAUCUACUUACAAAGUAUCUACAGGACAAAUUAUUCAUAAAGGAAUCUAUCCGGCAAAAAUUGAAAAACACUUAUGUUUACGUAUUGCUGUUAAUGGUGCAUCAAAAUCUUUACGAGGACAAUUACCAUUAUCAAAUUUAAAUUUAAAUAAUGGAGAUUUUGGUGAUGAUGCUGGAAUGAUUGUUGAAAAUCGAAAUUUUUGUUUUGUUGGUCUAGCUGAUGGUGCUGGUGGUAAUCGUUCAUAUGGAAUAAAUCCAGCGGAUUUUUCUCGAGCUAUUUUAGCUGCUUGUGAAAAAAAUUCUUCAUCGAAAUAA